Molecule: messenger RNA, 633 nt
Organism: Onychostoma macrolepis
Lineage: Eukaryota; Metazoa; Chordata; Actinopteri; Cypriniformes; Cyprinidae
Product: GTPase IMAP family member 8-like
Exons: 3
Coding region: 1-633 (210 amino acids)
Molecular function (GO): GTP binding
Source: RefSeq, a predicted model, not a curated record
AUGGACACUGGAGACAAUCAACAUCUCUCAGAGCUGAGGAUUGUGUUAAUGGGUCACAGAAGAGCUGGUAAGAGUUCAUCAGGAAACACCAUCCUGGGCAGAGAAGUGUUUGACUUAAAGAGAUCUGCCCUGUGUGUGAGUAGACAUGGAAAAGUAGCAGACAGACACAUCACUGUCAUUGAAGCUCCAGGAUGGUGGAGGAAUAUACCUGCAGAGGAAAGUCCUGAGAUACUAAAGCAGGAGAUUUUGCUCAGCAUGUCUCUCUGUCCUCCAGGACCACACGUUGUACUAAUGCUCAUGCUGCUGUUCACAUAUGGAGACACACUGUUAGACACAUCUAUAGAGCAGCACAUCAAGAGUGAAGGGAAAGAUCUCCAGUGGCUGCUGGACAAAUGUGGGAACAGAUAUCAUGUUCUCAACAAUCAGAACAGGAGUGACGACACUCAGAUCAAGGAGCUGCUAGAGAAGAUUGAGGAGACAGUGGCUCAAAACAACAGCUGCCACUUUGAACUAGACAGAAAGUUUUUACAGGACAUGAAAGAAAAAAGGAGAGCAGAGGAAGAGAGAGCUAAAGAACGAAUGAAGAUGAUAAAAAAACAGAGAGAAAACAUCCGAUCACAGAUGAGUGAGUAA